CACUGGCAAUGAUCUCUAUAAUAAAAUUUGUUAUUAAAGAGUUAAUAAAUCUGUUAUUAUAGAGAUCAGUGAUCUGAACGCUUCCUUCGUAUAUUCCAACAUAUAGCGCUGGAACGCAUUCACGACGAGUCAUUGCGCAUGGCAGGAGCGCGGAGUGAGAAUGUCUAUGUAUGGCAGCAGCGUGGUGGAGUUCAUUAACAGCAACCCGGGAAGCAUCCUGUUUGAUGACAGCGACGACCAGGAUGACGACGCAGAAGAGGCCAGGCUGAGCGACUCUCCUGGCUGCGGCUCCUCCCCAGAACCGGACACGGACAUGCACAACGCUGUGGUUCAGGAAAUCUACCUCGAAAUACUGGACGAAGUCAUUCUGGGGCUGGCAUUUGAGAUUCAUCGUUCAGUGAAGCUGGGCACCUUCUUUCUAGGAGACUCUGACCCUCAGAGUUUAAAGCAGUUUGAGAUACAAGAGGAGAAGGGUCGUGAUGUGUUUGGCAAGCUGCCGAUGAAGAACAAAAAUUAUGACUGUGUGUGUCCGAACUGCUCGCGCAACCUCGCCGCCUCUAGGUUUGCGCCACACCUAGAGAAGUGCAUGGGUAUGGGCAGGAACAGCUCUCGGCUAGCCAGCAAACGAAUCGCAAACUCUGGGAAGAAUGACAGUGAUAACGAUGAAAAUGAUAAUGACAGAGAUGAUGAUUGGAGCUACAGAGCUGACAAAAAGGUGCGCAAUAAAAGAAAAGACAGAAGCAACAACUCCCCUCGUAGAGCGAAGGCGUCAAAACUGGGUUGCGGAGAGCUGGCAACCAUUGUAGUCCAAUCCGGAGACCUGCCUACACCAAACUACGAGGCUCUAAGCUGGGAGGAACGUAAACUUCUGCUGAUGCAGACUUGUGGAGUCAUAUCUGAGCAUACCAAGAAGAUGUGUACCAGGUCACAUCGAUGUCCGAUGCAUACAGACGAGCAGCGCAAGUCUGUGAGACUAUUUCUUCUCGGACAACUCGGGGCAUCUCAGCUAGAGAGCGAGGAGGUUCAUGUCGACAUCGAUACGUAUGAUGAUGGUGACAGCCAGUCUCUUCGUGACUCACUGCACUGGGAGGUGUCUGCUUCGAACAACCCCAGCCCAGCUGACUCCACCUCCACCACCAACAGCACAAAUUCCAAAAAAAGCAAGAAGUCGAAGGGAUAUCGUAAGAAGAAAAACGUACGACCCCCGACACCUGCUAUAGAGACUAUCACCCUGAACUGACCUGCCAGUAAUGCAGCUCCUGAACAGCUUCAUCUAGCUCCUAAUUAUCUCCACUAAUUGGAAAUUAGUGGAAGCCCUCAGAGAAUCUGCACCGCAAUCCACGAUGUGUGUAAUUGAUGUAUCAAGUGUCAACUGUAGAAUAAAUAAAUCUCUUCACUUUUGCCAUUCUGAGUGGAUGCAAAAUCUGAUUGGUUUCGCUGGCGUGGUCACUGUGUACGUUUAGUGUUCCUGGCAUGAUCUGAGUGCUUUCUAAAGUUAUAUGAGUUUACCUCAGACCUGUAACGUUGUACGGAGCUUACGGAUUCACGGUGAAAAGUUCUUAUGUUGGGUGUAAACUGUAAAUGCAGACAGUGCAUUGUGGUGGUAACACCAGGGUUGUGUAAGAAUUAGCAGAGUAAUAUAUUGUCAGCAUGGUUACUGCUUGCUUCUGUUUGUACAUAUAGUUUAUUGUAAAAUGCUUGGUUGUAGAAAACGUUUUAUUUAAAUGUGACAUUUGAUAAUGGCAUAAAGCAUUUAUCCUGUGAUUCUGCAAUGUGGUAGAAUAUAAACCUCGAUUAACGUGGUUAUUUAAAACCAGUAUGACAGCUUGAGGUUAUAGAUUUCAAGUAUUGCAAGCUGCUUGUCUAACAGGAUUUAUAGGUGAGCAGCCGCACUGGGAAGGUAUGAUCUUGUUGUAUUUGUGCAUGAACACUACCGCUGAUGCAUGAAGUGUAAAAAAUGUCACAAUAAAGACGAAAACACAAUGUAUUGUUGUAAAAGAA
Priapulus caudatus is the source of this 2001-nucleotide messenger RNA. RefSeq names its product ataxin-7-like protein 3. The record is from RefSeq and is a predicted model, not a curated record. The coding region runs from base 161 to 1240 and encodes 359 amino acids. Gene Ontology annotation, biological process: positive regulation of DNA-templated transcription; regulation of transcription by RNA polymerase II. Lineage: Eukaryota; Metazoa; Priapulida; Priapulimorpha; Priapulimorphida; Priapulidae. The transcript has 12 exons. Gene Ontology annotation, molecular function: transcription coactivator activity. Gene Ontology annotation, cellular component: SAGA complex; DUBm complex.